AGGAGCCGCGGGCUGGCAGCCGAUCCGGCGUCUCCGUGACAGGCACCCUGCUCCGCCGCCACCGCCGCCGCUGCCUUUCUUCCUCGUCCCGGGCUGUGCGCGCCGAGCUCGGGAUCGGGCUCCGGGUCUAACCCCGCUACGGGCCGUGCGCCCUUCGCUCGGCGUCCCGGUCUGGGGCUCCGUGCCACCCGCUCCCGCCUCCCGGCCGCCCGGCCGCCUCCCGGUUAGGCAGACCUCGGCCACCGAGCUGCUCACACCAGCCGCAUCCGCGCCGCCCUUGCCGCUCGGCCCUCUGCUCCGCUCCGGGUUCCCCCCACCUCCCCGCCACUGCCUGGCACCCAGGCUGCCCACUGCACGACCCGGGUCCCCGCCGCCGCCUCGCCUGGCCCCACGGUUCCCUCCCCGGGGUCUCGCCAGCUCUUUCUUGCCGCCGCCACCGCCGCCCCUGGAGCAGCGGGUCCACCGCGGGUCACCAUGCCCAGCAAAACCAAGUACAACCUUGUGGACGAUGGACACGACCUGCGGAUCCCUUUGCAUAACGAGGACGCCUUCCAGCACGGCAUCUCUUUUGAGGCCAAGUACGUGGGAAGCCUGGAUGUGCCGAGACCCAACAGCAGGGUGGAGAUCGUGGCUGCCAUGCGCAGAAUCCGGUAUGAGUUUAAAGCCAAGAACAUCAAGAAGAAGAAAGUGAGCAUCAUGGUCUCCGUGGAUGGUGUGAAAGUGAUUCUGAAGAAGAAGAAAAAGCUUCUUUUAUUGCAGAAAAAGGAAUGGACGUGGGAUGAGAGCAAGAUGCUGGUGAUGCAGGACCCGAUCUACAGGAUCUUCUACGUCUCUCAUGAUUCCCAAGACUUGAAGAUCUUCAGCUAUAUCGCGCGAGAUGGUGCCAGCAAUAUCUUCAGGUGUAAUGUCUUUAAAUCCAAGAAGAAGAGUCAGGCUAUGAGGAUCGUGCGGACCGUGGGACAGGCCUUUGAGGUCUGCCACAAGCUGAGCCUGCAGCACACUCAGCAGAACGCAGACGGCCAGGAAGACGGGGAGAGCGAGCGGAACAGCGACGGCUCCGGAGACCCAGGCCGCCAGCUCCCUGGAGCCGAGAGGGCCUCCUCGGCCACCGCGGAGGAGACCGACAUCGACGCCGUGGAUGUCCCGCUCCCGGGGAACGAUGUUCUCGAGUUCAGCCGAGGUGUGACAGACCUGGACGCUGUAGGGAAGGAAGGAGGCUCCCACCUAGACUCGACGGUCCCACCCCAUCCUCAGGAGCCCAUGCUGACCGCCUCACCUCGCAUGCUGCUCCCUUCUUCUUCCUCAAAGCCACCAGGCCUGGGCACAGGGACGCCCCUGUCUACUCACCACCAGAUGCAGCUCCUCCAGCAGCUCCUCCAGCAGCAGCAGCAGCAGACACAAGUGGCUGUGGCCCAGGUUCACUUGCUGAAGGAUCAGUUGGCUGCUGAGGCUGCGGCAAGGCUGGAGGCCCAGGCUCGAGUGCACCAGCUCCUUCUGCAGAACAAGGACAUGCUCCAGCACAUCUCUCUGCUGGUCAAGCAAGUGCAGGAGCUGGAGCUGAAGCUAUCAGGACAGAACGCCAUGGGCUCCCAGGACAGCUUGUUGGAGAUCACCUUCCGCUCAGGAGCCCUGCCUGUGCUCUGUGAACCCACCACCCCUAAGCCGGAGGACCUACACUCGCCGCUGCUGGGCGCCGGCUUGGCUGACUUCGCCCACCCAGCGGGCAGCCCCUUAGUUGACCACAGCAUGUUCGAGAACUUGAACACAGCCCUCACUCCCAAGCUCCAGUCCAGCCGUUCCUUCCCCCACCUGUCCAGAUCUGCGGCGCCAAGCUCCGUCACCCCUGGCUCUGCAGAGCCAGGAGGACCAGGACUGAGGGUGGGCAGCAGCCAGCACCUUAAGAACCUGGGCAAAGCCAUGGGGGCCAAGGUCAAUGACCUCCUGAGAAGAAAGGAGUCCUCAAGCCUGGGCAGUGUGGGUGUGAUGGAGAUUAACAAGACUGUUGGGGCCCAGCUGCCUGGUGGGGAGGAUGCGGCCUGUGAAGCCUGGCUGGAGGAUGAAAGGUCAGUCCAAGAAGCCUUCCCUCUGCUGGAUCCUCCACCUCCCAUAACCCGGAAGCGAACCCCUCGGGCCCUGAAGACCACCCAAGACAUGCUGAUCUCAUCGCAGCCCGUCCUAAGCAGUCUCGAAUAUGGGACAGAACUGUCACCCGGGGAGGCCCAGGACUCCCCACCCACUGCUCAGCCUGCCUCUGCAGAUACUUCGAGGCCAGAAUCUACCGUUGAAAUGGGAGAUAAGGGAGAGGCUCUGCCCAAUGGUGAGGUGUCCCUCUUGGUACCUGACCUAAUACACAAGAGCAGCCAGGAGGAAUCCAAGCUAAAGGCAACUGAGUGCAGAAAAGCCUCCUCCCCGGGCCCCAUUGAGAGGAAUGGCCUCAAGCUCAGCUUGAGCCCCAUCAGCCUGGCUGAGUCCUGGGAGAGCAGCAGCCCGCCUCCGCGGGCACGGACCUCCAGUCUUGACCACGAGGGCCUUCACCCAGACCUGCUCUCCUUUGAGUAGUGUGUCUUGUCUUCCCAGCCGAACACGCUCUUCACUUUGUCCUCCACUGCCCACCGGUCCUUUGUCCCAACUCUGCCAUGCCCCCAUCUUCCUCGUGGAAGGCACAGCAGAUCCCACUUUCAACCUGAGCUGCUGUGGGACCAGAUGGCCACAAGUAGUCCCAGUGAAGGAGUCUGCAGAAUGGCAAAAGGAUGUGGGUGGCAUCUCUGAUCGAUCCUACUUCUCUGUAAGAUCCUCUGGCUGCUGUUGGAACGCAUCUACCCUCAGGCUUGUCCCAGCUUCCUACUGAAUUACAGGGCCACCGGUCUAGGAGGAUGGAUCCAGCAGGAAUUCUCUUUGCCUGUCUGAUCAGAUGCAUAUGCUGUCUGUUCUUAUCUACCCCCAACCCCACCAAGUCCUGAUCCUGUCCCUUUCUUCCAUAGUGGUCCAAGGACUGCCUGCCUUGAAGGAAAUACAGCUAGGGAGGAAUGGUAGGCUUGGUUAAGUGAUGGGAUCCGGCCUGGAAAGCUGCACCUUGACCACAACCUCAUCAUACUUCCUUUAGCCUCCAGGCCAUGUGAACCGCUAGCCACCAUCUUUCCUCUGUUUCUGGGUUAGGGCCAGAAAAGGUGCUUCCAAGGCCUGGGACCUUGAGGACGUCCUCAAAGGUUGAACCUCGUCACCAGGGUUCCAGGGUUUUCCCAUCCAGUGAGAUAUACCCCUGCCUCUCUGGGUAGGCACUUCGGACAAUAGUAUGGGCAGUUGUGCUGGGGUUCCUUGCUACGUGUGUGAAGAUAGAGGUUGGCAGGCCCCUGCGGAAGCAGCAGAGAGUGUUCUAAUGUUCAAGAGGAGAGCUUGGGAACAUGGAAUGGUCCUGUAAGAGCCAAGGGCAGAGAUCAUAGAGAAGAGUAAAGUGAGGACUGAGAAGGGCGUCACUGAGAAUCAGAGCAGCUUCUCAGGCCACUCCACACCAAGAAUGAGGCAGUGCCGGGGCCUGGGAACAGUAUGUGUGAGAGCCAGGGUGGAGCAUGUGAGAGACUGGAAUGCGGUGAGGACCGUGGCGGCAAAGUGGUUGUGGAAGUGAAAGUGCUUCUUUGUGAGUGUGCUGAAGGGUCCUGAGUUCCCCGCAGCAGCAGGCCUGCCCAGAGAUAUCCCCCGAGCCUCUGUCCUUUACCCGGGUGAUAACGAUCCUCCUCUGCUUCUGCCGGCAGGAUCUGUGUAAGGAACCAGCAAGGUUUAUCAACCCUUGACCGGUUCCUGCCUUCCAGGUUAACUUGCUUUGGGUUCUUUUCUCCCUCCAGGGGCCCUAGCAUGCUGUCUUCCUGUGGCCAGGAGACUCUGUAGUGAUCCCAGCCACAAGGGUCUUUGUAGCCAGAAGAGGACAUCCCUAGUCUCGAACAAGGAGGUCAGAGCCCCACAAGGAGGCUGGGGAUGGUGCAUCCAGCCAGGGCAGGUCCUGUAGCACUCAUCUGGCUCUUCUUCCUGUGGUCUUUCCUUGGCUGCCUGCUGGGCUUCCCAUCUGGGAGACUGGGACACACAGGCUUUGCUUUCCAGUUCAACAUCACCAGCAUGCUGCCCUCCUCCCAACCAGCAGACAUCUGAGCUAAAUCCUGCAGAACCAGAAUAGGAGGCCUUGACCGCCGGGAUCCCUGGGAUGAGGUUCCCCUCUCAUAUACUUGCUUAAGCAGCUGUAUGGCUCCAGCCACCUCUGCCCUCUGACCCUCUUCUCUCACCCCAUCUUCCAUUGCCACAGAGAACAAGACUUCAUCUCGCUGCAAAGUCCUGUCUCUUCCUCUCAUGAGGAACCGUGCAGCCAGGCAUCUGAAGGCCCCGAUGGAGUAUAUAGGACGGUUAACACAUAUGUAGCACAUGUGCCUUGUUCCAAGAACAUCCCAAGGAUGUGACAUCUGACCUUGAAGUCAGAGAAGUCCUUAGGACUAGCAUUUGAGGACCUAUGAAUUUUCCCAGAAUGACUUGUGAUAUUAACCUGAAAUAGAGAGAGUCUAGGCUGUGGAGUGGAAAGCCUAAGCAUACACUAGAGAGCAAGUCCAAUGUAAUCUGAGCUCUCCAAGCCAGAAUCUUGGUUUGUUCCUCUGAUGGGAAGCUCAGCUGGUAGCUUCUCUCUGGGACUAAGUGAUAAGGUUGCCUAGGACCAACAGCAUGAGGCUUGGCUUGCUUAAGCACCCAGGAUACUGCUAGAGUCCUGGCCCUCAGGCCCAGGAUUAGCCAAAAGAUCCCAUCGUAUUGGCCCAGGACCCCUGAAAAGGAAACUUCUGAGUACUUUAGACUUGUGUUGGGUGUUGAAUUAGGUGUCAUGGAUGCCUGCACCAACUCCUAGAAUCUUGGUCAUCUCCCAGCUACAGAAGUGAUGCUGCUACCUCAGGAGGGCCUUUGGGACUGAGCUGUGUCUUGGAUGCUGCAGAUGCUGCCUGGUGCUAGGGGGACCAGCAGGAACAAAUCCUCUUGAGGGCUUCGAUUCACCUCAGCUCUUCCAUUUAGUGUCCCAACAGGCU
Messenger RNA from Peromyscus leucopus (white-footed mouse), 5051 nucleotides. RefSeq names its product chromosome 15 C1orf226 homolog (gene C15H1orf226). The transcript is spliced from 12 exons. Gene Ontology annotation, molecular function: nitric-oxide synthase binding. Bases 475 to 2559 code for a protein of 694 amino acids. The record is from RefSeq and is a predicted model, not a curated record. NCBI's taxonomy places the organism in Eukaryota, Metazoa, Chordata, Mammalia, Rodentia, Cricetidae.